UAAACCUUUCAUAAAAUCCGACAAGAGUCCACAACAUCUGCAAUAAAGGAAGCAGUCCACCACACAUCAACAACAGCAACAAUGAAAUUCUUCUCAACCAUCCUUGAUGCCUUGAACCACCAUGCGGUGGAGACACCCAACAAGGUUGUCCUGACUUGGGUGGAUAUUGAUUGCGAGGAACAGAACAAGUUGACUUUCAAACAGCUGGAAGACCAAUCCAAUGCCGUAGCUGCUCGUCUCCUCAAACUGGGAUGCAAAAAGGGAGAUCGCGUCAUGGUGGCAUACCCCUUCGGCCUCGAGUUCUUGGCUGGCAUGUUUGGAGCCAUGAAGAUUGGAGUCAUCCCCUGUUCCAUCUAUCCGCCCAAUCCCAACCAGCUCAAGACUGAUAUGCCAAAGUUCCGUGGAUUUGCCAAGGACGCCGGAGCCAAGUAUGCUCUCUCGACUAACAUGUUUGCCACUGCCAUGACUGCAGCCAGUGUCCUCUUCAAGACAGGGGUCAAAUGGAUUGGGACCGACAAGCUAACAAUCGAGAAAAACAAACCCAACAAGCCCAAAGAUUAUGAGACCUACAAUGGGGAGUCUGAUGAUGUCUGUUUUAUUCAAUACACCUCUGGCAGCACUGGGCGACCCAAAGGAGUAAUGAUCAGCCAUGGAAAUCUAGCAGAAAAUUGCACAGCUCUUGUGCAAAUGACAGAUGUAACUCCAUCAUCGGUGGCAGCCCUGUGGGUUCCACAAUACCAUGGUAAGUUCAAAACACAAGGAGCAUACUAUUAUGAUUGGAUCUCUCAUGUUUGUAAUCCAGACAUGGGCCUUGUGGCGGGAUUCAUGUCUUGUCUCUAUGGUGGCUUCCACCUUGUGCUGGCAUCACCCCUGGAUUUUGUUUCGAGGCCUCUUCUGUGGACAGCCAUGAUAGAGCACUACCAGGCAACACAUACCUGUGCCCCAAACUUUGCCUAUGCCUUGCUCCUGAAACGUUUGGAGCAAGCCAAUCGAACUGCCAACUGGAGUUGCGUGAAGCGAGCCAUGUUUGGCGGGGAACCUGCCCAAGAUCAUGUUGUGGAAGCAGCAGCAAAGACCCUCUCCAUCAAACCAGAGCAUGUAUACAACAUCUAUGGACUUGCCGAAUCUGUCGUGUUCCUCACUGGUGGCUCUGUCUACCCUGACUCUGAGGGGCUUGUCUGCUGUGGAGAAGUAGAUUCCCCGACCCUCAAGCUCCGAAUUGUCCAGGAUGGAAAAGAAGUUGAGGAUGGACAGGUUGGGAGUAUCUGGGCCCAGUCGCCCCGUGUGGCUGCUGGCUACUAUGGACAACCUGAGCUUACGACGUCCACCUUCGCAAAUGUCUUACCAGGCAGGACCACUGCCUUCCAACAUGGAGAGGACAGUGUUGGUAUCACAGUCGAAGGCCGCAAGGACUUUGACAAGUUAGGAAACGAAGAUUUGGCUGUUCAGAUAUCCAAUCAUGUAUCUCAGGUGCAUGGGCUUCUUGUCUCUGAUGUUGUUGUUCUGAAGUUGGGUGUAACACCAAAAACCACCUCUGGAAAGCUGAAGAGGAGCGAGAGAUCAGGCAGACCACUAUUGCUGACGAUUGGAAGGAAUCUUCUGUUCUCAAGUUGGAUGAGUAUUUCUUGGAACUUCAUCUUUCUGGGGUCUCUGGCAUGGAUGAAGCUUGGUCCAAAGCCACCAAGACAACAGCUGCAAUGCAAGAAAUGUGCUCCCAAAUCCUGCAGCAUCUUGAGGACAAGCACCCAACCAUCUGCCAACUUGCCAAGACUCUCAGUGAAAAUCCUGACUGGGUCUGCAGAUAAGGACUCCUCCACUUGGAUGGCAUCCAAAUUGCUGCUCCCUUGCAUCAUUGGAGAUGUCAAUGCAAGUUUCUUUUAUGCCAGGACAACAAGCUUGUAUCUGGUUCUACAGACUAUAGGAAGGAGAACAACUUCUCCAAAGUAUUACACCCAAUCAAUCUUGUCAAGAAGAGCACUUGAGAUCUUUGGAAGGCUCAACCUUUCUUGGGCUCAAGAACUUGGAUUCUCCCACCCACCACUUGGCAGUGACAAAGGAAUGACACUCAAUGAAGAAGAUUGGCUCUCCCUGUUUGACCAAUGGGGAAGUGAAAACCAGAAAUCCCAGACAACCAACCCAAACUCUGAUAUCAAUGCCUCUAAAGCUGGUGCCGGAGCUACAGACCCAGAUGACUUCUCCAUAAGAUAUGACAAUAUAAUCAUGUCUGUCUUUGGGUCACAUAUUGACACAUCCAAGACUUGGGCUGAGAAUGGACUCACGUCUCUCAAGAGUGCUGAGCUCAGGAACAAAGUGGAAGAGGAGCUGCAUGUGGCACUUCCUGCUAACUUUGAACAACUUUACCCAACCCCCAAGGUACUAUCAGUCCACCUGUCUGCAUCAGAGGGUAAAUGCUUUCCUAAACAAGACACAGACAAUCAUCCUGACUUUCACUGGAACUCAUCACAGUCCAGGAUCAGCAAGCUGCAACUAGGAGUGCUCCAAACGCUUGGUGCAUUUGUGAUUCUUUUUCUGGUUUUAGUAUCAAUUGUUCCAUCCUACUACCUUGUCUCCUGGGUGAUGGAUCAGUGUUACUCAACUGAAAUUGGGGAGUGUAACGGUUCAUUCUUUUGGAUUUUGUUGCCCAUGAUGGUCCCUCUAUUCAUGCUGUCUUUUUCCACAAUUGUGUUUCUAUGCAAGAUUACAAUCACUGGCAAGUAUUUACCCAGGCAGUUUGAUCUCUUGUCAUGGGACUAUGUUCAGUGGUGGUUUAUGGACAGGCUCAUGGAUGUUUGGGAGUCACUGGUUGGGCACUUCUUUGUUAAGACAAGGUUUAUUUGGAUCUUCUACUGGCUGCUUGGUGCUGACUUGGCUUGGACUGCCAAGAUUGAAUCCUACAUCCGAGAAUUUGAUCUCAUCAAUGUUGGCAGCAAAGCUACUAUUGGUCACUCUCUCAAGUGCAGGAAAUUCUCUUACUCACGUACUGCAGGAGGAUGCCCUAAGAUGACUUUCCGUCCAAUUGCUGUUGGAGCAAAUUGCACAAUCUCUGGCAUGAUCUGUCCUGGGGCAAAGAUUGGAGAUGUCAGCAAGGUGGAGACAUUGUCUGUUGUUGAAGAGGGAGCCAUUGUUCCUGAGGGCGUCCUUGCCCAAGGAAAACCAGCCUAUAAUGCUGGCUUAUUCAGGCAUACAGAAUCAAUUGAUGUGGAGGAGUCGAUGCUGGAUGUCUUCAAGAUGCUUUGGGCAAUAUUUGAGGCAUACCAUCUUUUCACACUUGCCUUUGUUGGUAGCAUUGUGAUGCAGGAAAUCUUGCCUUCAUGGCGGUAUGGAGGUAUUCUUCAUUGGAUCCUGCUGUUGCCAUUUACUUCCAUCCUGGCACUUUGCUCCAGCAUUGCCCUCAAGUGGCUUCUGAUUGGGACACGGGACCCAUCAGAUGAGUUCGAGGGUUCACUCUACAACCGAGCAACUAACUGGGCAUGCGACUUCCACUUCCAUGCAGCUGGUUUUGCUGUUGCUCCUUUCUGCGGUGCAUCCAAAAUCUGGAACAUUAUCUUCUUCCUCCAUGGCCUUGACAUUGACUUGGAGUCUCGCGUAAAUGGUCUCUAUGCACAUUUCCAACCAUCAAAGGUUGAUUUUGUGAAGAUCCAAAAGUCUUUUGCCUCAGCCAUCUCGCUAGACUUGAGCAAGCAAGAAGGCGUCAAAAUUGAGGUCAUCAACAGCAGUGUUGGCUAUAAUGCCAAUCUUCAUUCCGGUAUCAAGAUUAUGCAAUCUACAAUUCCUCCAAGGUCAGAUGCGUCUAAAAGUGUUUAUGACUUGAACCAACAAUCAAGCCAUGGUUUGUCCAAGCCCAGUACUGUCACACUACAGACAGAGCUGCUGCAAGUUUUGUUGAAUGUGGUUCUUUUUUCAUCCAUUAUACCUUCCUACGAGGUUGGUCUUGCAGCUUCAACCAGUCCAUCAUCCGCCAUUACUCUACUUGGGUUGAUCACAGCUUUUGUACUGCAGUGGCUUGUUUGGAUACUCUUGACAAGAGCUGUUGAGAUCAUACUCUUCAAGUUGCCAAACCAUGUCCAGCUCAGUUUUUUUGGAGUCUACAUCAACACUGUAUGGGUCUUUCGUGUUGGCAAUUUGUUGGAGAAACUCCUGUAUGGAACUCCAAUGUUUGGCUACUAUGCCAAGUUGAUGGGUGCUGAAGUCAGCGGGGACCUCUGGUACUUUGGUGAUGAAGUCUAUGAGUAUGGUAAACUACACUUCAAAGGAGAUGUACUUGUGGACAGUUCCCAUUUGAGUGGACACUAUGUUGAUGGAAAUGGGCUGACCUUGGAAGACACUCAUGUGUCUGGGUUGUUGCAUCCAGGUUGUUAUGCUUCUGCUGGAUCAGUGGUAUCUGCUGCGGACCAUGAUCCAUGGAAAGUGUUCUUAAGAAGUGAUAUGGGCGCCAAGGAUUCAACGAAUCUGCCAAGUGAUUCAACUUCCAACAAUGUUGAUACAUCAGACAUAGUUUAA
Molecule: messenger RNA, 4500 nt
Organism: Seminavis robusta
Lineage: Eukaryota; Bacillariophyta; Bacillariophyceae; Naviculales; Naviculaceae
Source: the annotation of a GenBank genome assembly